ACGAGGGUGCUUCAGUAAUUUCAGGUGUAACUGGUAAAUUAAUCUCAGCUACAUCGCGCGGUUCCUCUGGGUUCUCUGCUCGGUGCUCCAGUGCUCAUCCAUGGCUGCCCAAUCACCAUUCGGGUGGUCGUGGAACUCAUCGAUUCGCGCCACCACCGCCAUCAAAUGCUCUUCUUCUACUAACUCCUCAACUUUCUCUUCCUUUCACACAAAUCCCCGGAAACGACCUCGUUUAACCGCUUCUUCUUAUCCUCCUCCUCCUCCUUCUUCUUCUCCUAGUAGUAGCUCUAAACCUAAUGCCAAACAGGGACUUAGAAAGCCAGUGAAAUUGGAUGGUCCGAAUUGGAAUCCGAACCCAACCACAUCGGUUAAAAAUUCUAGUGGAAAUCGAUCGCAAGACGAAAGGAGAGUAACGACCUUGAGCUUCAAGUCCUUGUUCAGCAAACGAUCUCUGUGGCGAAGGAUCUUUUUCGCUUCCAAGAAAGUUAGGAGCAUCAUCUUGCUCAACGUCAUCACCGUCGUUUAUGCCAGUAAUUUCUCGAUUGUAAAAGAGGUGGAAGCCAUCAUGGACCCGGCAGCCUUCACUGUUGUGCGGUUUGCUGUGUCAGCCAUUCCGUUCAUCCCAUUUGUGUUCCAAGCUCGAGGUGAUGCUCAGACAUGUAAAGCAGGGAUUGAGUUGGGUUUCUGGGUCAGUCUAGGGUAUCUCAUGCAGGCACUGGGAUUGCAAACUUCAGAUGCUGGUCGUGCAUCGUUUCUGUCCAUGUUCACUGUAGUUAUAGUUCCCUUGCUUGAUGGUAUGUUAGGAGCAAUAGUUCCUGCUCGUACCUGGUUUGGAGCUUUUGUGUCUAUCAUAGGGGUUGCAAUGCUGGAAUCCAGUGGAUCGCCCCCCAGUGUUGGAGACUUGUUGAACUUCUUAAGUGCUGUGUUUUUUGGUGUCCAUAUGCUAAGAACUGAGCACAUUUCGAGAAACACGAAAAGUGAAAAUUUCUUAGCUCUGCUCGGUUAUGAGGUAUGUGUUGUUACUGUCAUGUCAGCUAUAUGGUACUGCGUUGGAGUAGGGUCGGGUGGCCUCCAAGAUUUUAACCCAUCGUUAUGGACGUGGGGGAUGUUCUGGGAAUGGAUGGUUGUGUUCCCAUGGAUACCUGCACUGUAUUCGGGCAUAUUUUCGACUGGUCUAUGCUUAUGGGUAGAGAUGGCCGCAAUGCGUGAUGUAUCAGCAACAGAAACAGCAAUAAUUUAUAGUUUGGAGCCGGUCUGGGGUGCUGCUUUUGCAUGGUUUCUCCUUGGGGAAAGGUGGGGUGCUACUGGUUGGGUUGGCGCUGCUCUGGUGCUAGGUGGAAGCCUAACAGUGCAGAUAUUUGGAUCAGCAUCUCCUUCAAAGUCUUACAAAGAUGAAAACAAUAGUAAGAAACUUGAUUACCCGGUGGUUUCAGAUAAACAAAAUCGCCUUUCUGCCUCUCCGGUUACAGUUAGUUCCAGAAAAGAUAGAUCUGCUAAAUAAGUGAUCAAUACCUCAUUUUUACAAAGAUGAUUCUGUAUAUAAUUUAAUAUAUAAAUCUUAACUGGAUCUCAAUUAUGCAUGGCUGAUGUGCACAGUUGCUGAUUACAUCAUACAAUUUGGAUUGUGUUUUUGGUUCUCUUUUCAUUUCAAUGGACUAGGCAAAAUUGGUGGUUGUA
This is a messenger RNA of Malus domestica (apple), 1677 nucleotides long. RefSeq lists its product as uncharacterized. Gene Ontology annotation, cellular component: membrane. NCBI's taxonomy places the organism in Eukaryota, Viridiplantae, Streptophyta, Magnoliopsida, Rosales, Rosaceae. The record is from RefSeq and is a predicted model, not a curated record.